Gloeophyllum trabeum ATCC 11539 is the source of this 1113-nucleotide messenger RNA. Its product is annotated as glycosyl hydrolase 53. Bases 1 to 1071 code for a protein of 356 amino acids. The transcript is spliced from 6 exons. Lineage: Eukaryota; Fungi; Basidiomycota; Agaricomycetes; Gloeophyllales; Gloeophyllaceae. Gene Ontology annotation, biological process: pectin catabolic process. Gene Ontology annotation, molecular function: glucosidase activity. The record is from RefSeq and is a predicted model, not a curated record.
AUGGUGACUUUUACGCGCUGCUUAGGUUUCCUAGCCUCCCUCGCCGCAGUGGGCGUGCAUGGACUCGCAUACCACUGCGCAGAUUUUUCUUCCCUGUUGGUGAACGAAGCUGCGGGUAUCACGUACACAGACAAUGGCGUCCCGGAGCGCUUUGACACUAUCCUUGCCAACCAUGGGGCUAACCUUGCGAGGAUCCGAGUAUGGACGGCCGGUGACUACAACCUGUCCGCCGCUCUAGCGGUCGCCAAGCGGGCUCAGGGUGUCGGGAUGCAGCUGUUAGUGGAUCUGCACUAUAGUGAUAGCUGGGCUGACCCGGGAAAGCAAUACAUUCCUUCAAGCUGGCCUACUGACUUGGCUGGGUUACUCCCAACAAUAUACAACUAUACGAGGGACCUGGUCAUGGCAUUCAAUGCUCAGGGAACCCCCAUCACAUUCUUACAGAUUGGCAAUGAAAUCAACAGCGGUAUCCUAUGGCCAGUGGGUGAGAUCUCGCAGACGGGCUACGGGCCCCUCUCACAGCUCCUUCACUCGGGAGUCAUGGGCGCUCGUGCUGGCUCCUCCACACUGAAGACUAUGAUCCACCUCGCUAACGGCUGGGACCUACCUGAGCUGACCAGUUGGUACCAAGGGGUCCUGAGUGUUGAGGGAGGCCUCACGCUGGCCGACGUGGAUACCAUGGGUUUCUCGUUUUACCCCUUCUAUGGCACUGGGGCGACAUUGAGUGCAUUGCAGACGAGCAUGAUGAAUAUUACACAGACCUAUCGCAAGAACUUUAUGAUAGUGGAGACGGACUGGCCGGCGGUAUGCUCAGGCGUCGCGCUCAGUGAGCCUUCGAUUCCUGCUUCUGUGCCCGGCCAGGAGACAUGGGUGGAGGAUAUCAGGAACACGCUGCAAAACGUGGUGAUCGAUGACGGGGAGAACGGGAUGGGCGUGGUAGCACUCGGUAUUUGUUACUGGGAGCCUGGAUGGAUCGGCAACGCUGCUCUGGGAUCCGGCUGUCAGGAUAAUCUGCUCGUGGACUCAGCGGGAGCUACAAGACCUUCUAUCAGCAUGUUCUCUCUUGAUAUGUAGGGGAUUAUGUACAUUUUUUCCAUCGCAUUUCAUGGAUCACGG